Molecule: messenger RNA, 2159 nt
Organism: Pimephales promelas (fathead minnow)
Lineage: Eukaryota; Metazoa; Chordata; Actinopteri; Cypriniformes; Leuciscidae
Product: interferon-induced GTP-binding protein Mx3
Biological process (GO): defense response to virus; synaptic vesicle budding from presynaptic endocytic zone membrane; receptor internalization
Cellular component (GO): plasma membrane; cytoplasm; nucleus
Molecular function (GO): GTP binding; GTPase activity; microtubule binding
Source: RefSeq, a predicted model, not a curated record
CACACAGGAUUUGGUUUCUAUUUAUCAUCGCCACAAACACUUUGUUUGGAUAAGAAACUAACAUAUUUGAGAGGCAUUAAAAAAAUUGUAAUUGUAAAAUACAAGGUAUGUUUUCUUUUUAUUCAAACAAAAGUGCUCAUCACGAUAAUGACGACGCUCAAAAUGAAAGUCAGAAAAUGAAGGGAGCAGUUCACAGUCUUUUAGAAGAGAGCAUCCGUCCAUACAUUGACCUGAUCGACACUCUGCGGUCAGUUGGCAUUGACAAGGACUUGGCAUUACCGACUAUUGCAGUGAUCGGAGACCAGAGUUCUGGGAAAAGCUCUGUGUUGGAAGCGAUUUCUGGAGUUGCACUACCAAGAGGAAGCGGAAUUGUCACCAGAUGUCCACUAGAGCUGAAGCUGAAGAAGGUUACUGGUGGAGUCAGCUGGAAGGCUGUUAUAUCUUAUAAUAAUAAGAAAAUAGAAUUUCUGGAUUCCUCGCUAGUUGGAAAACAAAUUGAAGAAGCCCAGAAUGAGCUGGCAGGAAAAGGGGUAGGAAUAUGUCAUGACCUCAUCACUUUAGAGGUCAUGUCACCAGAUGUGUGUGAUCUCACACUAAUCGAUCUACCUGGAAUUGCCAGAGUCCCAGUCCCAGGACAACCAGAAGAUAUUGAAAGCAAGAUCAAAUGUCUGAUAAUGAAAUAUAUUGAGAGGCAAGAGACUAUAAACCUGGUGGUGGUCGCUUGUAACAUUGACAUUGCAACAACAGAAGCUUUAAAAAUGGCACAAAAAGUGGAUCCUGAGGGCAAAAGAACUGUCGCCAUUUUGACCAAGCCAGAUCUCAUAGACAGGGGAACAGAGAAGGACAUACUGGACAUUGUUCAUAACAAAGUGAUUCCUCUCAGCAAAGGUUACACGAUGGUGAAGUGUAGAGGACAACAGCAGAUCAAUGAUAAAAUUUCUCUGGAGGAGGCGGCAGAAAAAGAGAGAGAUUUCUUCCAAAAGCAUGACUUUUUCAGAUGCCUCUUGAAAGAAGAUAAAGCGACUAUUAAAUGUCUUGCCGUCAAACUGACUCAGCAUCUCGUUGAUCAUAUAAAAAAAUCUCUGCCACACCUCAAUGAGCAGAUAAAAAAACAGCUGUGGGACCUGAGGAAUAAGCUCAAAGAGUGUGAGGCUGGACCACCACAGGAUCCUAAGGGGGCCAAACUAUUCCUCAUUGAAACUAUUACAAGAUUCAAUGAUCAAAUCAAGUCCUUAUCAUCAGGAGAGCUGAUCAUUGAGAACAAUUUGUUUGUACAACUUCGGGCUGAAUUUAAGAUGUGGAAUGCUCAUCUUAAUGACACAAAGACAACCUUGAACAAUUCGACUCAAGAGAUGUUAGGAACUAUCCAGAGUUACAGAGGAAGGGAACUGCCCGGCUUCUGCAACUACAAAAUGUUUGAGGUGCUUCUGCAAGAGCAUGUGGCCAAACUUAAAGAACCAGCCAUCGUCUUACUCAAUUCCAUCAAAGCCAUAAUCACCAAGCAGUUUACUGAUGUAGUAAAUCAAUGCUUCCAGAAAUAUCCUGCUCUUCUAGACAUCACUACGGACAAAAUUCACAACAUUCAGUCAAUCCAACAAGAGAAGGCAGAACAGAGGAUCUCAGAGCAGUUUGAAAUGGAAGACAUGGUCUACACUCAAGAUGAAAUCUACUUAAAGGUCUUAAAUGAGAUCGCCAAAGAAGAGUUUUCAGAAGAGCAGUUACCUCUGUUUGACCUCAAAUGCAAGUACAGUGAAAUGCUGCAGUCAUAUUAUGAGAUUGUGGUGCAGCGAAUGGCUGACCAACUGCCCAUGAUGAUCUCAUUUUUCAUGCGGAAGCAGACUGCUCAUCUCCUGUCUAUUGACAUGUUGAGUUUACUGGAUGGGGCAAAUGUGAGCGAGCUCCUGUUUGAGGACUCUGACGUCGGUAAACAGCGCAAAGAAAUACAGGCUCGCCUGGAUCGUUUGAGUAUCGGUCAUGAAAAAAUUAGCAAUUUUAUCUGAGCAAUCUACUGACUAGAGGAAAUUAUCUGAAGGGCAUAAUCUUAAGAAUUAAGAAUUUAAUAAGUGGCAGGAUAUACACACACAGCAGAAAUGUACAUUUGGCCUUCACCUUGCGCUUGGAUACUGCUUUCCCUCCAUUUCAUCUUCAGCAAACCCUGA